Messenger RNA from Lacerta agilis (Sand lizard), 1928 nucleotides. It is a transcript of the gene NECTIN2, whose product is annotated as nectin cell adhesion molecule 2. The record is from RefSeq and is a predicted model, not a curated record. NCBI's taxonomy places the organism in Eukaryota, Metazoa, Chordata, Lepidosauria, Squamata, Lacertidae. The transcript has 9 exons. The coding region runs from base 1 to 1443 and encodes 480 amino acids.
AUGGCGCCAGCUGCCAUCUCCCAGAGGGUGAAAGUCCUGGAUGAGGUCACGGGCUACCUGGGGCAGGAAGUCACCCUGCCGUGCACGUUUGUGUCAACGGGCAAUGAGAUCAAGGUCAGCCAGGUCACCUGGAUGAAGGAAGCUGCGGGCAGGAAGCAGAAUGUGGCCGUCUUCCACCCAGACCACAAGCCCAGCUACCCGUUGGAGACGGAGCGUGGGCGGAUCCGCUUCAGGACCCAGACCCUGGAGGACGCUACGCUGAUCAUUGGCCCCCUGCGAAUGGCCGACGAGGGCACCUACGCCUGUGAAUUCGCUGCGUACCCCUCGGGCAACGAAGACGGCAUCACCAACCUGGUUAUACUGGCCAAGCCCGAAAACACGGCCGAAGCCCAGGAGGUCAAGGUUAGCAACCUCGAACUCCCUGUGGCCGUCUGCACCUCCGCCAGGGGGAAGCCGCCGGCCCGCAUCACGUGGCAGUCGGGGCUGAACGGCAACGCCACCGUCUCGGAGGUGACCAACGCGGAUGGCACGGUCACCGUCACCAGCUACUACCGCAUGGUGCCCACCAAGGAAGCCAAUGGGCAGCAAAUCACCUGCACUGUGGAGCACAAGACGCAGCCACAGCCAGAAGCUCUUCCGGUGGUGCUUUCAAUAUUGUAUCCUCCCGAGGUCACCAUAGAGGGAUAUGACGACAACUGGUAUUUGAGCCGCAACGAGGCCAUGCUCAAGUGCACCGCCAAGGGGAACCCUCCGCCCACCGAGUUCACCUGGAGCACGGCCAAUGGGCCGCUCCCAAAGACUGUGGAGGUCCAGGGAGACAAACUCUUGGUGCGCAAUGUGGAUGCUUCAGUGAACACCACUUUUAGAUGCCAGGCCACCAAUCGCGUGGGACAGGUUUCGACAGACCAAGUCAUCUUUGUCCGAGAUAAGCCCAACAUGGAAGGGGCAGGCACCACAGGGGGGAUCAUUGGUGGCCUGAUUGCAGCCAUUGUGGCCGUGGCUGUGGUGGCCACCGGCAUCCUGAUCUGCCGCCAGCAGCAGAAGAACCGGAUGGAUCGCGAGGAGGACGACCAGGAAGGACCUCCUGCGUACAAGCCGCCCCCACCCUGCCAGUUGUCUGACGAAACAGAACCGGUUCCCACUCCCAGUGAGGCUGAGAGUAUCCCGCUCAAAGCACCCUUUUAUGAACCCAGCAUCACAGACGGUCUCUUUGGCGGGGUCGCUGCCACCGCAACGGAGGAGGCCCCGCGAUACCACGAGCUGCCAACGCUGGAAGAGCGAGAGGCGGCGGCAGACGCUGGCCCCGGCAUGGAGGACGAAUAUCUGGACCAGAUCAACCCCAUUUAUGACGCACUCUCCUUCGCAGCCACCGAGGAAGAGGCCGCCAUGGCUCCCAUGUCCACCGACAAGGCCUUUAUCAUGUCCAGGGCUAUGUAUGUCUGAGCCCUGAGGCUGGAUUUCCACCCGAAGCCCAAAGAUGAGGAUGCUGUAUCUCACGCUGGUCCUGGAGAGAUGCUGCUUCUUUUGACGCUAUAUCCUCUGUUAGAUGCCCAGCGCGGUUCCAUUGAAAAUCCCGGGUUUCUUUUGUGCCUUAGAUAGGCAGGAGCACGUCCUGCUCAAAGCAGGCCUUCUCAUUCCUUCUGUUCCUUCUCCAGCCAGGCCAGAGCUAGGGACUGUCCCCCAGCAUGCCAAACACACGUAGUGCCUUCAUCUUUUGCCUUUUGAAAUGGGCCUGAUGGUGGCUUAUACCCUCCCAGCCUCCCCCAAAGUCCAGUGGACCUUCCUGAGCCAAAUUUCCCUGACCCUGAGCCAUCUGGCUGUCGGACAAAUGCUACGUUUACAAUAGAAACCAGAGUCCUCAGAACCACUUCCCAUGCGUGGAUGCAGGGGCCAAGUACCUCUUGCAACUUCUCUCCCCCCCCCCCAUG